This is a messenger RNA of Seriola dumerili (greater amberjack), 3612 nucleotides long. Its product is annotated as formin-like. Gene Ontology annotation, cellular component: cytoplasm; endoplasmic reticulum membrane; nucleus. NCBI's taxonomy places the organism in Eukaryota, Metazoa, Chordata, Actinopteri, Carangiformes, Carangidae. Gene Ontology annotation, biological process: actin nucleation. The transcript has 18 exons. Gene Ontology annotation, molecular function: microtubule binding. The coding region runs from base 1 to 3465 and encodes 1154 amino acids. The record is from RefSeq and is a predicted model, not a curated record.
AUGGACAGUGGAAGUAAUAACUCAGAGGAACAGGGGAAGCCGCCUGCUAGUUCCUUACUGAAUGCCUUCAGCAGCUUCUUCACCCGGGAUAGAUCUGCCUCUACAGACUUGGAGUCGGCCGUGCUGAUGUCUUUCAAGGAGCUGCCACAUCGCAAGAAUCCUCUUCCUGAAGGUGGUCAAGCCACUAACAGUAAGUACAAGCUAAAAGGGCGGGUGGAUGAAGGAGCAGCUGGAGCACAAGUUGACACAGACCUGGUCCAGGUCACCAAGGUGGAAACACACAAGACUGAAGGUCAUAAUGCUGCCACGGCCUCUCCAUCCAAGCAGACAGAAGCUGUAGAUAGUACACAAAAGGAAGAGGCACCUGUUCCCUCCACUCCUAAGACUCCUGAAGUGUCAGUCCAAUCAUCCUCUGGUCCAGAGGAGCAAUCAGACACUGCCGGUUUUACAAAGACACCCAUGUCACCAUCAUCUGCACCGGAAAAGCACCUGGGUGGCAUUCAGCCAGGCGGCAGCCCUACUUCACAGCGCACAACUGCUCCAAAGACACCUGAAAUGAAUACCUCUACCUCAUCCCCGUCCAGGGCCGCGGCGCUCUCUUCGUCCCCUUCCUUCCAGAUGCCGGCUCUCUUCAGUGGGUUGAGGGUGCUGAAGAAAGGAGCAGUGGGUGAAGACAGGGAGACGGUAUCGGAGAUCAAGCAGAGGGAGAAGGAUGCUGACCUGGCCCUGCUCAGUUUGAAGAAGACAGUGAACAAAGCUAAGCUCUUGCCUGAGCAGAGGACUCCCUCUCCAGCCAAAAAACACGCAGAGCCGAAACCCGCUGCAGAUACUAAAAGUACUGUAAUGGGACAGCUCAGUCAUCUGCUCAACAAAGACAGCCACAGUGAGACCAAACAGUCAGGUCAUGGGCAGGAUGCUGAUCUCAAACACGGCAAAAAAGAGUCUGAGAAUAGAGAUGAGGUUGCUGGAGAAGAGAAAACUCCAGACCCAGUAACUCCUACAGCCACACCUGAAAAAAAGAAAACCUCAGAUCUGGCCUAUGAAACCUUCAGGAGCAUCUUUGGCCCCAAAAGCAUCAAAAAGGAGAAAGCUGAAGAGGUGGAUAUGGAGGCACUGAAAAAGAAAAUCAAGAAUGACAAGGAAAAUCUGAGGUCGAUUUUUGAGAAAACCUCCAAAUCUCCUCUGAAGGAAAUCAGUAGUCCCACAGAGGCUAAUACAGAAGUCACGUCCCCUACAGACAGUGAGGACCGGACUCCAGGGCGGCUGCAGGCCGUGUGGCCCCCACCCAAACCUAAAGAUGAAGGGGAGAAGGUGGGGCUCAAGUACACCGAGGCAGAGCACCAGGCCGCCCUCUUGCAGCUGAAGAGAGAGUGCAAAGAAGAGCUGGAGAGGAUGCAUUCCGACUUUGAGCUUCAGACCUUCCAACUGCGAGGAGAGCAUGCCGUCUCAAUAUCUCACCUGGAGGGAGUCAUCGCUAAGAUGCAAAGAGACAAGUCGUACAAUAUCAGUCAGGAGCGCGGUGAAGUCCGCGAUGCCGCUGUGUCCACGGCAGAUGACCCCACGAGCAAGACCUACCGCACUGUGGGUAUCCAGACGGACAGGGAGACCUUCAUCAAGAGCCCUGAGGGUGAUGGGGGCGGUCUCGCUCAAAGCCCCAACCAGAACGUGCCGAAAAAACUCAACUUGGACUCUAUCGGUCUGAACCUAAAAGGUGAAGCGGCCCCAGGGGCUCCUGGACCAGCCCCGCCACCUCCACCUCCUCCUCCACCUCCUCCACUUCCACCAGGCUUUUCAGGACCACCACCACCUCCUCCUCCUCCCCCUCUUCCAGGCAACGCUGGAGCACCACCACCGCCCCCUCCUCCUCCUCCUCCUCCUCCCUCCCCGCCCUGUCGCAGCAACGCUGGACACCACCACCACCGACCCCUCCACCAACCUUCCUCUUCCCUGAGUGCCCCGCCGCCCCCACCCCCUCCGCCUCCCCCUCCUGGCCUACCUGGAGCUGGUCCACCACCUCCUCCCCCUCCUCCAGGAUGUUGUCCUCCACCUCCUCCGCCUAUGGGGGGGUUCAGUUUUGGCCAGAGCGUGGAGAAGGCCCCACGGAAGCCUACCGUCGAGCCAGCCUGUCCCAUGAAGCCGCUGUACUGGACCAGGAUACAGAUACAGGACAAUAAGUACACUAAGAUCUUCACUUCUUUUUCUAGCAACAACACACUGUGGGGCUCUCUGGAGGAACCGAACAUCGUCAACACCAAUGAGUUUGAGGAUCUUUUCUCUAAGGCCACGCUACAGCCGAAGAAGAAACCCCUGUCAGACACCUAUGAGAAGAAAGCCAAGACAAAGAAGAUUAUCAAGCUGCUGGAUGGGAAGCGUUCACAAGCAGUUGGCAUCCUCCUAUCGAGCCUGCAUCUGGAGAUGAAGGACAUUCACCAAGCGGUUCUUACUGUGGACAACUCUGUGGUGGACUUGGAGACCAUUGAGGCUUUAUAUGAAAAUAGGGCAACCACUGACGAGAUGGACAAGAUAAUGAGACAUUAUGAGAAGUCCAAAGAAGAUGAAAUCAAACUGUUGGACAAACCUGAACAGUUUCUCUAUGAGCUGUCCCAGAUUCCUGAUUUUGCGGGCCGGGCCCACUGCAUCAUCUUCCAGUCAGUGUUUCUCGAUACUAUCUCUUCCAUCCGUCGCAAGGUGGAGAUUAUCUCCAAUGUCAGCAAAGAGCUGCUAGAGUGCGACAGAUUGCGGGAUAUAAUGGGUCUCGUUCUGGCCUUUGGGAAUUAUAUGAAUGGAGGGAACAGGACAAGAGGUCAAGCUGAUGGCUUUGGACUAGAGAUCCUCCCCAAACUAAAAGAUGUCAAGAGCAGGGACAAUCGUAUCAAUCUGGUGGAUUAUGUGGUUUUAUACUACCUACGUAACUUUGACGAGCAUGCCGGUACAGAGAAGAGUGUGUUCCCUUUGCCAGAGCCUCAGGAUUUGUUCCAGGCUGCUCAGGUUAAGUUUGAAGACAUCACCAAGGACAUCAGGAAGCUGAAGAGAGAUCUAUCGGCUUGUGAGAAGGAUGUGCACAAGGUCUGUGCUAACUCGUCAGAGGAACACCUCCAGCCCUUCCAGGAGAAGAUGGAGGGAUUUAUCUCUGCAGCUCAAAAGGAUCACUCCGCUGAAGAGGACCGGCUUGGUUCGGCACAGAAACGUUUCCAGGACAUGGUGAGCUACUUUGGUUCUAAGCCAAAGGCCGGGGAGAAAGAAGUGGCCCCGAGUCACGUCUUUAUGCUCUGGUACGAGUUUUGCAAUGACUUCAAGAACACCUGGAUACGACAAAACAAGAACAUCUCCAAGGAGAGGUUGAAGGAAGCUCAAGAAAACAUCAAGAAGAUCACAGCAGAGAAGAGAGUUGAAACCAAGAAGAUCAAUGCCAAUAGUCUGAAAGAAAGGCUGCGGCAGAAGGAAUCCAGCGUGUCCUCCAGCUGAAAUGACAAGGGACAAAGCAGAAGAAGAAACGAUGAGAGGCGGAGGUAAGAAAGUGCGCAGGCCUUAACGCUCCGUCGUCAAACCACCUGCCUCCACAACACUGGACUGCCCUCCGUGCCCCGUACGAACUCACAGUAAAACCUGGCC